GAUCAAACGAAGCACACAGACAAGCAACCAAACAAGCCUCUUGAAGAGGACUUGCGCAACGCAGGAGUGAAUGGGAAUGGGAGAGAUACCUGCCACAGGGAAAUAGAAACAACGGAAAAAUAACUGAGCACGGCUGCAUUAGAGCAAACAUCAACAAAGAGAACGAGAGGAACAAAUUUUUAUUAACAGCAGGGACAAGGAGCCUGUUUGAAUAAGCGAAUCAAAGACCAUGUCGAGAGCAGAAGGAAGCAUCCCGAGUGUUUCGGAAAGGAAACGCAACAAGAGGUCAUCGCGCAAGAAGAUCGAUCUGCAGCCCGGCAGCCCGGAAGAGUACUGGAACGAUGGGGUGCUCUCGGAGGUGUCGAGGGAGCAGAUCGGGUUCCUAGCAGAGGGCCUGUUCAAGGAGCUGUGGGCCCGGUGUGGCAAGCAGGUGGCGAUCGACCAGGUGUCCCUGAUGAUCGCGGAGGUCCAGUUUUCCCGGGGCUUCGAUCUGCUCUACAAGAUCCACGACAACGAGGCGGCGCUUGUGGAGUUCCACAAGUCGCUGAAGAUCCGCGAGAACAUCCUGGGCAAGGACCACCGCGACACGGGGAAAACCUACUGCUUCGUGGGGCACACGCUGCGGGAAAUGCGCGACUACGACAACUCUCUGGGCCAGUACCGGUCCGCCCUCCGCAUCCUCGUGGCGCUGCUGGGGAAAAACCACAACCACACCAAGGACGUCAUCUCGUGCGUGGACGACGUCCUCAAGGCCAAGGGAUACCCCGACGAGCAGGUCGGCGACUACCUGACGUGUUUGCUGACGAGCAUGGAACACAAGCGCAACGGCGACGAGCUGAUGGAAUCGAACGGGGGCGACUUCGACCUGGCCAUCCAGGCCUACAAGAAGGCGCUGAUCGUGGAGGAGAUCGACGCGAUCGGCAAGUACCACCCCGACACGGCCGAGAUCUACAGCAAGAUCGGCUCGUGCCUGGCGCGGACCGGCGACCUGAAGCGGGCCUGCGUCGAAUACGGCAACGCCCUGUCGAUCUACGCGGUGACGCUGGGAUCGGACCACCGGGACACGAAGGAAGCCCUGAAACACAUCCAGAACCUGCCCUCGCUGAUGAUGCGGUGAGACACCGGGGGGGGCAGGCAGCGUGGGUCUGUGCGCACGCGCUUGUGGUGUCGGCUCGGUGCGGCACCGUUUUCUGUGUAAAAGUAGUGACAGUGAUAGAGAGGGAAGAAAACGAGGAAACCGACGCCAUGGAAAGGCCGUGGUGCAAGGAAUGGGUGCCACGGAAGGUUUGUGUGAUGCUAUUUAUAUGUAUUUUAUGGGUUGGCACAAAAGUCUCAUAGCACGCAUGCCUACGACGAAUGGUCCUGUAGGAGAUGGAUGCAGCACAAUCACAAAGUUUGUCAAUCGUCUCGAUGGUGGGGAAUCAAUCAAAAGUAACAACCAAUAAGUAGUUAAGAAAAUCAGAAAUAAAACUGUUUCCGUUUC
Pseudo-nitzschia multistriata is the source of this 1483-nucleotide messenger RNA. The record is from the annotation of a GenBank genome assembly. Lineage: Eukaryota; Bacillariophyta; Bacillariophyceae; Bacillariales; Bacillariaceae.